Molecule: messenger RNA, 1578 nt
Organism: Penicillium samsonianum
Lineage: Eukaryota; Fungi; Ascomycota; Eurotiomycetes; Eurotiales; Aspergillaceae
Product: NACHT domain protein
Exons: 4
Coding region: 1-1578 (525 amino acids)
Source: RefSeq, a predicted model, not a curated record
AUGGCCACUCCUAACCCCCACCUUCUCAAUGCCUUCAUGGCUGCAAAGAGAGAAUUCCUGGCAUCGCAAAAAGACCGUUCGCUGUUUGACCGCAUCUCCAAUGCCACUUCCAUACAGGAGAUCCAUGAAUUUGUUAUGCAAUUUCAAGCUCAACAGAGUAACACAACCGGAAUGCGGUGCCUACGGAAAAUAAAUAAAUUUCUGCAAAAGCUUGGCCAAUAUUCCCAAGUGAUUGAACAAUUUGUUCAAGUCAAGCCAGAUAUUUUAGCGUUGAUAUGGGGGCCGAUAAAGCUAUUGCUUCAGAUGGCGAAUGCCACAACACAGUCCUUCGACGCUAUUGUCGAUACAAUGGACAUCAUCGGAGACAAAUUGCCUUUGUUCGAGAACUACACGAUGCUUUUCGAGGCGAAGGAUCGGGUUAAAGAUGCUCUGAUAUUAUUCUACAAAGAUAUCUUGGAUUUCUUUGGCAUCGCUUUGAACUUCCUCAGUUUGAAACAUUGGAAACUUGUUUUCGAAUCUGUCUGGCCAAAGCACAGGAGCAAGAUUGACGUCGUGGUUAGCAAUAUAGAGCGCCAUAGUUUCCUCCUACGGGAUGAAGUCAAUCUUGAACAUAUCAGUGAAGCCCAUCAAGCUAGAGUUAUCGACUUCGACCGCUGGGCAGCAACUUUCGAGUUCCAGGCACGGCAAAAUUAUAACGAACUUGAGACCUUUAUUUCCCCAAGAUUGUACGAUGACGAACUGGAUCGGUUCCAGAGGAACCUGUGCGAGAGGACAGGACGUUGGAUCCAAAGGGACAAAGCUAUAAGCAAAUGGCUUGAUCCAAAUGAUACAACAAAUAGACUUAUUUGGUUACAAGGGAUACCCGGGGCAGGAAAAUCAUACCUGUCUUCCAUGAUCGUGGAAAAGGCCAAAGCUUCGCGAACGACCGUUUUAUUUGUUUUCCUGAGCUAUAAGCAAGGGGAAGUUUCCACAAUAUCGAUUCUUCACUCCCUGAUCUUCCAACUGGUCAUUGGCGCUGAGGGAUUUGACGAAGCACUUAGAGAGGAUAUGAGGAUCAAGCUUUUCGAGAUUUAUCGGUCAAGCCAACGGAACCUAAAGAGCAACACCAAAUUUGCCCGAGAAACGCUAUGCAGCCUCCUGAAUUGUGUAGGGCCAGCUCAUAUCAUCAUAGAUGGACUAGAUGAGCUCGCCGAAGGCGAACGAGCUACAACCCUUCGUGAGAUUUUAUCCGUAUUGCAGGAUGCACUUGAAACAAAACUGUUCAUAAGCAGCAGAAUGGAGGAUAACAUUUCUAGGAUCAUGAGGAAAACUGUUCAUAAAGCAGUCCGCGUGGACGACCAGAACGGCGGAUGUAUUCAAUCAUUCGUCUCGAUUACAAGUCAAAAAUGGCUGAGUGAAUCAGAUUUCGAUGAAGAAGCUUGCUCAGCAAUUACGAAUCUCCUAUCUCUGCUGGCAGCUAAGGCUAAAGGAAUGUUCCUCUACGCGAAAGUUGUCAUGGACAAUGUCCAAAUGUGCCACAAUCCUGAAUCAAUUCGAAAUGAGUUAAGAGCUUUACCCGAGACUCUACAAGAUGCGUAA